Molecule: messenger RNA, 5460 nt
Organism: Rattus norvegicus (Norway rat)
Lineage: Eukaryota; Metazoa; Chordata; Mammalia; Rodentia; Muridae
Source: RefSeq, a predicted model, not a curated record
GGGGAGGGAUUUAUUUCCAUCCUGUAUUUUUGGGGAGAGAAGCAGCUCUGCUCUCUGGGUGAACAGCUCUGGUAAGCUACAAGAAGAAAUAGCUGAAACUCCAAGACAGGUACAAAGAUGUUUGGAUUGGGAUAAGAGGAGGGGGACUGUGAUGUUAGAAAUUUUAAGCCAAAGCUAGACUGUGUAUCAAAAUGAGACCCUCAUUGAUGGAUUUUAGAUUUGCUUUUGUCAGUGGGGUUUGUCAGAAGUUUAGUAUGAAACUGCACUUAAAUGCAUAUAUGCCUUUGGUUAAAAUGGUUACUUUGUUGUUAUUUGCUGGUCCAGCUUUGGUGUUCACUUUGGGUUUCCGAUAUGUGCUUUGCAGUUGAAGGAAUUUUAAAAUCUAUGGGCUUUCAUCUCGGCUUCAUCUAAAAGCCACAGGAAAAGCCCUCAUUCUUUCUCAUGCUGUAACUGUUAGCCAGCAAGCAUUUCUUGUAUCUAUGACUUGCCAUUAAGGUAUGUGAGGAAAAGAGGAUUUUGUUGAUAAAACUCAAGAAGUAUAUAUAUUUUUAAAUAGCAUUGCUCAUUUGUUUAGAUUAUAUGAUAAACCUUUUUCCUACCUUUUAUCUGUCACAGCCAUAUUACUGAUCUUUGAAUUUUAAGCCCCUCGAAGAAUAAUGUAUAGAACAUAUCUGUAAACCUUCAUGAGAGUAAAUCUUAGAAAAAAUGGUAUAGGAUUGCUUCUUUUUGUCAAAAGCCUUAGUUCUCUAUGUCUCAAAUUACUUUUUCUGCCAUAAACAUAUCCUCACAAGCCAUAAACCUGGAAUCUAGCCUAAACUUUUUCUUUCCAUUAAAAUUAAUUUAGCACUAAGCCUUGUUAUUUCCAUGUGGGAUCUCUGAUAUAUGUCAUCAGCCCUUUGCCCCUUAGCUGAUUUACCUGCUUCAGGCUUUCUACGCAAAGCAGGGUUUUCAUGGCUCUAUGUGCUUUUUAAUAAAGGUACAGCUAUGACUCUAUCACUCCCUGCCUAAACCCCUAUAGUAGUCCCCUAUUGCCUGAGAAAAAGUCUAUCUCUUUAACAUGGUGUUAUGGGGCCUUUCAUGAUUUAUCUUCCCCCAACAUCUGUGUAUUGCUUUAAGUAAAUAACAAUCUUUCUUCCAUUGUUUCCUUUGUACAAGGUGUUAUCUCUCUGUCUCUGUCUCUGUGCCCCCCCCACGUCAAGGCAGACUUAGAUAUUUUCUCCUGUCUGUUCUCACAGUACUUUUUCUUUAUACCUCUGCCAGCUGACAUACCAAAAGGUUUUGCAAACUGUUGCUAACCUGUGUAUGUCCUUCACUGCACAACUAAAUCUUUUAUGAAAGGAGCAGUAUUCUCUUGUUCACUCCCUAAAUAUUUAGUGCCUGGUUAAAGUGGACAAUUAGUACAGAUUUCUCUUUAAUACAGAUUUCUUUUCUUCUUUUGAUGAAUUGCCACAUGAACAAGCAUAACAGAGGAUGUGAUGAAAGAUGCCUAUGUGGGGUCCUGGGAGGUUUCCACUGAGGGAUGUGCAGCCUGAGUACAGUAUCAGAUAGGGCUAUGGAGGAAGGCCAUAUAAAACACCUUUGCCAGUAUAUUAAACUUCCCUGUGACUACUAAUUCUGUAUAUAGUUUCACUGCCAAGAGUUGAUAGAUAAAGUUUGUUUUCAUAAAAGUUGACUUUACCCCAAAGAUAUGCCAUAAAAUCAGGCUUUUAACAUGAGAAAAACUAUAAACAAAAUCCUGAAGACUAUUUGUUAGACUUUUGGCGUUUUUUUUUUUUUUUGGGUGUUUUGUGCAUGUUUUUAUUCACAUAGAUGCAAUGAUAAUAUCUGUAUUUUGUAUUUGUUGUGGUCAACCUCUUUAUAAACAUCCAUGUAGGAUUGCAUCAUUUUCCAUACUAGUUAUUACAUAAUUAUAUAAGUAAUCUUAUUUCUGGGCUAGCCUUUUCUCUUUCUUUCCUUUUAGUGGAUGGUUCAUUUAAAUAUGAUGUUUCCUGUCUGUAGCAAGAUUUAGGAUAGAUUCCUAGAAGGGGAAUUACUAGGUCAAAAGGCCUGGGGACAGAUUUUGGCUCCAAACCCCUGUGUCCAGUUUGUCUUCUGAAAGAGUUAUUUAAAUUUACAGUGCUCAUUAUCUUGGAUAGAUGCCUCCUUUUUACCUAACCCAGAGAGCUUAGAGCAUCAUCAUGAAAGAAAAAAAAACUUAUCAGUGUUGUAAUUAAUUAAUAGAAAAUAUUAUGUCUUAUUGUAUCAAAUGUUUUUUUUUAAAAAUUAAGGUUGCUUAUUUAAAAACUAUUUUCUUUAAUUUUUGUUAGUUUUUCUCUCUUUCCUGGAAUAUCUACCCAGAGCUUUUUUUUUUCAAGUUGGUUUUUCUUUUCUUUGCUUUUCCCCUGAAUAUUCAACACAGAGGCAGCUCAGCUUGAGGGUGAAGCCGCCUCCCAGUUUUCCCUCCCUCUUUACCCCCCUCCCUAUAGUUCCUUCCACCAGGUCCAGUCAGUGGCAAUCGGAUGAUGCAGUCUUGAUAAUCAUUCGAUUCCAGAAUGGGUGGCUGCAUUCCUUUCCUAAAGGCAGCAAGGACACGGUGUCCCAGAAUCAUGCCCCUUUUGCUGUUGUUGUCUGCCUUCAUUUUUUUAGUGUGCGUCCUGGGAGGAGCCCCAGGACAGAACCCAGACCGCAGCAGGAUGGACAUGGUAUCCAUACACAGCCUCUCCGAGCUGGAGCGCCUGAAGCUGCAAGAGACUGCUUACCACGAACUCGUGGCCAGACAUUUCCUCUCUGAAUUCAAGCCGGACAGAGUUCAACCCACUGACCGUCCAAACACCCUGCAGAAGUGGUUUCAGAUGCUGAGAGGCCAAGACAGGGCUGCAUCACUCAAGACCUUCGGUAUCCGCCUGGAAGAAGUUCUGGUGAACGAGCUUACCCGCCGCAAGCAACGGGAACUGACAGACAACAUGCAGGUUGAAGAUAUCAACGGUUCCACUGGACGUCGUCGUCGGGGAAACGUGGUGCAGAGAAUGUUUGGACGCAUGAGGCGCUUUUUCAGUCGCAGGAGGAAUGAGCCUACUCUGCCCAGAGAGUUCACUCGCCGUGGGCGCCGAGGUGCAAUUUCUGUGGAUAGCGUAGCUGAACUGGAGAAUGGAGCCCUGCUGCUGCAGAUCCUGCAGCUCUCACAGCUUUCAUUGCCUAUUGGCCAGCGACUUCUGGGAUCCAAAAGGAAGAUGAGCCUCAACCCAAUUGCUCAACAAAUCCCUCACAUUGUUGAGACUUGCUGCAAAUUCAUUGAGAAACAUGGCUUAAGCUCUGUGGGGAUUUUCACCAUCGAGUACUCUCUGCGGAGGGUGAUUGAGCUUCGUGAGUUAUUUGACAAAGGCAUGGAUAUUGUCCUGGAUGACAGUGUGAAUGUCAAUGAUGUGGCUGAACUCCUCAAGGAGUUUUUUCGUGAGAUGAAGGACUCUCUGCUGCCUGAUGAACUGUACAUGUCCUUCCUCCUGACUGCGACUCUGAAGCCCCAGGAUCAGGUUUCUGCCCUGCAGCUUCUGGUCUACCUGAUGCCACCUUGCCACAGUGAUACCCUUGAACGUCUGCUGAAGGCACUGCAUAAAGUCACUGAGAACUGCGAGGACUCCAUUGGCCUUGAUGGACAGCUGGUCCCAGGUAACCGAAUGACUUCCACUAACUUGGCUUUGGUGUUUGGAACUUCUCUCCUGAAGAAGGGGAAGUUGGCCAAGAGGGAAUCCAGGAAGACUAAACUGGGGAUUGAUCACUAUGUUGCAUCUGUUAAUGUGGUUCGCGCCAUGAUUGAUAACUGGGACAUCCUCUUCCAGGUGCCCCCCCAUAUUCAGAAGCAGGUUGCUAAGCGUGUGUGGAAGUCCAGCCCUGAAGCCCUGGAUUUUAUCAGACGCCGCAAUCUGAGGAAGAUCCAGAGUGCUCGCAUAAAGAUGGAGGAGGACGCUUUACUUUCUGAUCCUGUGGACAACUCUGCCGAAGCCCAGGCUGCUAUCCUUGCUCAGAGCCAGCCCUUUGAUGAAGGUCAGCUCCCUUCUAAAGACCCCGAAGGAGCCCCAGAUGUGAACUUUGGAGAUGGCAUGAACUAUGACUUUGAAGAUGACUCAGAUUUUGAAGACGAGGACCAUCCGGAUCUUGCAGAGGUUCCCUAUCUUGAUGUAAUUCCAAACAACGAAGAUACCGACUCAGAUGCUGAUGAAAUGCCAGGUUCCUCUGAGGAGCCCGCUGUGCCUGCUGGCACUGCCCGUUCCCGUGACAAGGAUGAAGGCGCUGGUAACCCCCCCAAUGCAGAGCGCCCAUUGCCCCGUGUGCCCCGGGAGAAGGAGGGCAAAUCUGGCACUGGCUUCUUUCCUUAGAUGUUUUCCCUUCUCUAAGGUGCCGGACAGGGGAAAAGGGUGGGGGUAGACCUGGAAUGUCACAGGAAACAGUAGAGUAUUGAAGACAAAGGACUAAAGAUAAGAUGAUAAGAUGGAGUUCCACCUGAUGCUCGGGUCAGGAUGGGAAUUCUAAAUACACUGACAGCCCCAUUACUGGGGAUGCUUGGUAUCUUUAGCUGGUAAAAGCAGAGAUAUUUCUGUGUCAUGCCCAGGUUCCCUGGUGCUACCUUGCCUUCUCUUUUACCCCUGAUCCAGGCUUUCUCCCACUACAGCAACCCCUUCCUUUAAUUGAUGUUACAUUUGUGGUAAACAUCUGUCCCAGAGAAGCUCACAAAUCUCGAGGUGCUUUCCCUCCCCACAAGGGAAUUGCAUGCUUUUCCUGACUUUCCUACCCUCCUCCUAAGAGCUCACUGGAAAGACCCUCAAGAGGCAUGUUAGAAUGUUAGGUCAGCCUACUGACAGCUGACAAACAAUUAAUACUAAACUAUGUCAUGCCAACUCAUAGCCGUGUCCCCGCAGCAACUCCACCGCCUCAGAAAUUUCUCCCCUCAAAUUAUUUAGACCAAUGGCUCGUCAAACAGCCACUCCAAAAAAAUUCUGUGCAGUUUUGCUCAGGACAUGCCAACGGGGAAACCUCAAGUGUAAGCCUAACUAGCUUUUCUGGGGUCAAAAGUUAGAGGAAAAAAUUAGAUUUUAGUCCUGGACCUGUUUUAAAGACAGCUGGUGUUCACACCUCUGUUGUCAGCAAAACAACUAGUUAGGCACAGACACAUAGUUCCAAGUAGUUAAAAUCACCUGAUUACAAACACUCUUCCUUAUCGUCUCUGUAGAUCCUCUAUGCAGGACGGUACAAAUUUGCGGGACUUGCUCUGGUAAAACACAGAUAUGGGUUAUGUCUGACAUCCAAAUUAUAACUGAUAUUUAUGGGUAACAACAGCUAAGGUCCUUAGAAUGAAGAAUGUAUUGUAUUGAGGGAUAGAAACUGAUCAUACAAUGGGUAACAACCACAGAGCUCGAAGAUUUGUGAUUGUUAAAACUUCUCUGGCAUUUCAUCAUUAAUAAACAUCUGUGUUGUGACAGCAGCAUA